GUAUUUUUUAAAGUAUUGAGCUUUAGGUCUUAUCUGAGUGUGAGAGUCCAGUGAACCACAUGUCACAUGGGCGUGUGUGUGUGUGUGUGUGUGUCUGUUUGUUGUCCUGCAUAGGUCAAAUAAACUGAGUGCUGACGUAGAGUAUAAAAGCUGUGCAUCUAUUUGUCGACUCUCACUCCAGAGUACUAGCUCUUGACCCCAUCCCUCUCUGCGCCGGCCCUUCCUCAGUCAUGCAGCGUCUGACGGCCCUCGGCCUCCUCCUGGCAUGCGCCGCGUCCCUCGGCAGCUCUGCCGUCAUCUUGGAAAAUGGCAUGCCCAUCCUGUGGGCGCACACGGCCGGCCAACUCACAGACCUGCCGAUCGAGAAUGGCGUCCUGACCCCUGACCCCUGGCACUAUCUUCACCGUAUGAGCCUUUAUCGGCUGCUGAUUGCUGCUACAGACCCAUUUAUGGGAUGCAUGGGCACAAACGCUACAGACAGUCCUAUUUGGGGACUGCCACUGCAGCUUGGAUGGAUGCUAACGUCAGGGCGUCUGGCAGACCCGACCGGCGCUUCAACCUGCGGCCUGCAAACAGGAGAUACCAUGUGCAUCUCUACUCAGAGUUGGUGGGCCUGUCAGAACUACUUUGUCUCAACACUGCCCUUCCUCUCUGCUGCACAGCAAGGCCUCAUGGGACCUGAACUUCAGGUCAAGAUGCAGAUUCCUGCGGGGGUCGAGGACCUUUGCACCACCUAUGCCGACUGUUCAGCUCGCUUCCCUGAGGUCAUGCCUAAGUGGGAUGCCUUUUUCCAGGGUCUCAAGGCUGCGUCUGAGUCUGCUCUGCCCGACGUUGAGAAGAAAGACGCUCUGCUCGGUCUCUACUGGGCUGCCCAAAUGGCUUCAACUCAUGCCUCUGCAGUUUGUAGUUCCAGGGAGAGCCACUACUCCUCCACGGAGGUGUAUUUUGCUAAGUGCUGGCUCAACUCAGCAGAGUACGUAUCAGCGGCAUAUUUCCAGUCCAAUUUGGACAAAUCUGCGAUGUUCAUGAACCCUCUGCCAGGUCGAAUUUUACAGGAGAACGACGUUGCACCUAACAUCCCUGAUCUGUCUUACGAGGAGAACCACACACUGUCUGUGUUCUCCUGGAUGCAGAACAUCAACAAUCUUCUCGGUGGUACACUGGUGCGCAUGUGGGGAAAGGCCAUGUGCUCGAUGACCACAAGAGAGAGAGGCAAAGAGAUGCUGGAGCAGCUCCUCCUGAAUCCCACCUACGCCACCACCUCCUUCCUGUCCAUCGUCACCGGGAUGGCGACCGGCUGCUGAGACAAACCCACCAACAGAGACAGAGAGAAAACCCCAGUUACACACACGAGUCAAUACUUUCCCACAAUGUGGAAGUUAUAGACGUGCUAAAAUAAAUCUGAAGUCAUGCAUAUAGGUGGAUUGUAUUGAUUGCUGUAAAACUCAGACAAGACAACAUGUAAUACAAAAAGACACAACUGGCAUUAAGCUGUAAAGCAGGUAUUCCUCAGUCUGUAUUGCAUGUUCACGUCAUGUCCCAGUAAAUCAUCAACAAUC
This is a messenger RNA of Hippoglossus stenolepis (Pacific halibut), 1559 nucleotides long. Its product is annotated as protein LEG1 homolog. The coding region runs from base 231 to 1304 and encodes 357 amino acids. The record is from RefSeq and is a predicted model, not a curated record. Lineage: Eukaryota; Metazoa; Chordata; Actinopteri; Pleuronectiformes; Pleuronectidae. The transcript has 8 exons.